AGAGAGCAAAGUUGCUUUUGAUUUCACAACAAGCGAAAUCGCUGAGCAGGCAAAAAUCGACGCCAGUUGCCCCCCAGUCAUCAAACGAUUGGGGCCUGAAAUCGUUAUUGAAGCUGCCCCGUUCCCGGCGUUUGGAACCCAAACAAACCCAAGAAUCCGGCGACAAAAUGACGCAGAUGUCGGAUGAACAGUUUCGCAUAUUCAUCGAAACUAUUAAAUCGCUGGCGCCGAUCAAGGAGGAACCGCCAUCCAAGGGCAGCUUCAGCAACUGCACGGUGAAAUUCAGUGGCCAGCGGGAUCACGAUGCCGUGGACGAGUUCAUCAAUGCCGUGGAGACGUACAAGGAUGUGGAGGGCAUCAGCGAUAGGGAUGCGCUGAAGGGUCUGCCGCUGCUCUUCAAAGGCGUUGCGGUGAUGUGGUGGAAGGGUGUGCGCCGGGAUGUCAAUACCUGGCCGGAGGCCCUCCAGCUGCUGCGCGAUCACUUCUCGCCCACCAAACCCGCCUACCAGAUCUACAUUGAGAUCUUCGAGACGAAGCAGGCCCACAGCGAGGUAAUCGACUCAUUUGUGUGCAAGCAGCGAGCCCUCCUGGCCAAGUUGCCGGAGGGACGGCACAACGAGGAGACGGAGCUGGACUUCAUCUACGGGCUGAUGCAGCCCAAAUACCGGGACAGCAUUCCGCGCCACGAGAUCAAGACCUUCCGGGAGCUACUCGAUCGGGGCCGUAACGUGGAGCGCACAAAGUACUGAAGCUAAUAAAAUUAUUUAAAAUUAGGCAAUAAGCUCGGAUUACAAUAAAAAAAAAAUCUGCCUUUUUUGGGCAGAAUGAA
Messenger RNA from Drosophila erecta, 829 nucleotides. RefSeq names its product activity-regulated cytoskeleton associated protein 2 (gene Arc2). NCBI's taxonomy places the organism in Eukaryota, Metazoa, Arthropoda, Insecta, Diptera, Drosophilidae. Bases 168 to 749 code for a protein of 193 amino acids. The transcript has a single exon. The record is from RefSeq and is a predicted model, not a curated record.